AUGUCCCAACCACCAAACAUCUACAUCGUCGGCGCUCAAUGCACAGGCAAAAUGACCCUCGUCAAAAACCUCCACGCUAAUUUUGAGUUCAACUCCUCCCACGAACCGCCAGUCCUGAUCACCGAAGUCGCCCGCACAGUCCUCAAGAAGCACUCCUUCACAGCAGCCGACCCAAUCGCCUACGCCUUGCGAUAUGUAGAAGGACGAGCCAACCAAUUGAUCCAGUCGGAUGAAAGGCGGGAACUGAGAACAAGGAUGCAGGACGCGGUUGUGGUUCUCUGUGAAGCUAGCGAAGAAGCGCGGAGCUGGCUUGCGGAUGAUGGGGUUAGGUUGAUGCCGGAGGAUGUGGAUGAUUUGGAUUGCCAUGCAUAG
Podospora pseudopauciseta is the source of this 372-nucleotide messenger RNA. RefSeq lists its product as uncharacterized. The record is from RefSeq and is a predicted model, not a curated record. NCBI's taxonomy places the organism in Eukaryota, Fungi, Ascomycota, Sordariomycetes, Sordariales, Podosporaceae. Bases 1 to 372 code for a protein of 123 amino acids. The transcript has a single exon.